Molecule: messenger RNA, 929 nt
Organism: Rhinichthys klamathensis goyatoka
Lineage: Eukaryota; Metazoa; Chordata; Actinopteri; Cypriniformes; Leuciscidae
Gene: chmp2bb
Product: charged multivesicular body protein 2Bb
Exons: 6
Coding region: 126-770 (214 amino acids)
Biological process (GO): protein transport; late endosome to vacuole transport; endosome transport via multivesicular body sorting pathway
Cellular component (GO): ESCRT III complex; multivesicular body
Source: RefSeq, a predicted model, not a curated record
CCGCCUACUUGCCAAGAACCAGGAAAUAGUCAUGAUAUUUUGAUAGGUGACUCUCAGUUGAUAUUGGUCAUUGUGAAAUACUUACUUUUCUAUUAGUUUCGUGGCCGACGGAGUUUGUCGCAGUUAUGGCAUCGUUAUUCAAGAAAAAGACCGUAGAUGAUGUUAUUAAAGAACAGAACAAAGAGCUGCGGGGAACGCAGAGACAGAUUACAAGAGACCGGACAGCACUGGAAAGACAGGAAAAACAACUGGAGAUGGAAAUCAAGAAAAUGGCUAAAACAGGGAACAGAGAGGCCUGUACAGUUUUAGCCAAGCAGCUUGUGCAAGUGAGGAAACAGAAAACGCGUACGUAUGCUGUCAGCUCUAAGGUCACCUCCAUGUCCACACAAACCAAGCUUAUGAACUCCCAGAUGAAGAUGGCUGGUGCCAUGGCCACAACCACCAAAACAAUGCAAGCUGUCAACAAAAAGAUGGAUCCACAGAAGACCAUGCAGACCCUGCAGAACUUCCAGAAAGAAACAGCAAAAAUGGACAUGACAGAAGAGAUGAUGAACGACACUCUGGAUGAGAUCUUUGAUGAUUCUGAUGAUGAGGAAGAAUCUCACGACAUUGUGAGUCAGGUGUUGGACGAAAUUGGAAUUGAGAUCUCAGGAAAGAUGGCUCAUGCCCCUUCAGCUGGCCGAAAGCAACCAAGUGCCGCCACAUCCAAAGCAGAUGGGAUAUCAGAUGCGGAGAUUGAGAGACAGCUCAAAGCCCUUGGAGUGGACUAGUGCUCAUGCACACACACACAAACACCUGAUUAUUGCCUGGCAACAGGAGGCAACAACACACUAUGCUCAGAUUCACAGACACACAUUUGAAUACAUCCAUGCCGAAAACAAAUGCCCACAUACACACGGAUGCUAAUAAACGGACAGACUAAAAGCUUA